ACGCUGUAAUCACGCCAUUGUCUCUUCAUCCGUUUUUGUCAGUGGGUCUGGACUUCGCGGGACCGUUCACGAUCGUAAAUCGUAAGGGCCGUGGAAGUCGUUUAAUAAAAUGCUACAUGUGUUUGUUCGUAUGUCUGCGUUAUAAAUGCAUCCACCUCGAAGCUGUGAGUGAUUUAACAAAGGAUGCAUUCAUAAUGACACUUCGGCGUUUCGUAGCGCGCAGAGGCAGGCCAACGGAAAUAUUUUGUGAUAACGGAACUAACUUAGUAGCAGCCGCAAGGGAGUUAGGAUCAUUUAUCAAGCAAAAUCAAAACUCUCUAUUUGAUUUUGCAAGUCAAAAUUCUAUCCAGUUUAAGUUUAUUCCGGCUUACUCGCCUCAUUUUGGUGGUAUUUGGGAAGCCGGCGUUAAGUCGGCUAAAUUCCACUUAAAACGCGUCGUUGGCAAUAGCCACCUUACUUUUGAGGAACUUAAUACUUUGUUUACACAAGUGGAGGCGAUUUUGAACAGCCGUCCCUUGUGUCCCCUAUCAUCCUCUCCUAAUGACCUCCUUUCCCUUUCCCCAGGACAUUUCUUGAUCGGGAGACCGUUAACUGCUCCACCGUCGCAACAUCUGGGUGACUCUAAGGAAAGUACACUCCAACGCUAUGAACGCUUAGAAAAAAUGCAGCAACACUUCUGGCAAAGAUGGCAGCGUGAAUAUCUGUCUGAGAUGCAGCAGAGAACAAAAUGGAAAAGCAGUACAUCAAAGCUGGACAUAGGAGAUAUGGUACUCUUGGCAGAUGACAAUGCUCCUCCACUAUCUUGGAAGCUCGGGAGAGUACUACGCCUCAUCACGGGAUCCGAUGGAACAGCGAGAGUGGCAGACAUCACCACUAAUAAAGGCUGUGUGCGCCGAUCUCUAGUAAGGCUGUGCAAGCUGCCGACAGCCGAGGAACUUCAAGGUUGAAAGUGAUCUUUCAACGGCCGGGAGGAUGUUCAGACUGACGCCUGCUCAAAAUUGCGUCGGGGCACAGUCGCGCAAAAAUUGCCGACGCCCGCAUCAGGCGCUUGGGCAUUUUUUAAUACAAAUCGGUCGCGGGUGUGCCACUUGUGCCGAGAUCACCGUAACGUUCACAUGUAUUUUUUUAAUUAUACUAUUUUAAAGUAUCCGGUUGUUUAACUUAAGGCACCAUCUAUUUACUAAAGAU
Papilio machaon (common yellow swallowtail) is the source of this 1188-nucleotide messenger RNA. RefSeq lists its product as uncharacterized. The transcript has a single exon. Lineage: Eukaryota; Metazoa; Arthropoda; Insecta; Lepidoptera; Papilionidae. Gene Ontology annotation, biological process: DNA integration. The coding region runs from base 117 to 947 and encodes 276 amino acids. Gene Ontology annotation, molecular function: nucleic acid binding. The record is from RefSeq and is a predicted model, not a curated record.